Molecule: messenger RNA, 1473 nt
Organism: Eupeodes corollae
Lineage: Eukaryota; Metazoa; Arthropoda; Insecta; Diptera; Syrphidae
Exons: 1
Coding region: 1-1473 (490 amino acids)
Source: RefSeq, a predicted model, not a curated record
AUGAGACGAAAUGGAAGAGGAGCUACAAAUCAAUUAGAAGAAGAGACCGAUGCCGAGAACAUUUGUGUUGAUGAAAUCUGCCACAUAUCAGAUGAGCUUUUGCAAAUCGACGACCCAAGCCAGGUAACACUUCGUUCCAAAAUGUGUUGCGAACUUAUUGUUAAUGACAUUCCUUUUAUUUUUCAAAUAGAUACUGGGUCACCUGUAACUGUUGUCGGUCUAUCAGAUGCAAAGAAACAAUUUGGCAAACUUCAUUUACAAAAAAACGAUACGGAGCUGGUUAGUUUUUGCGGAAAGAAGCUGGAAUGCUUUGGUUAUGUUAACGUCAAGGUUAAAACAAAGCAAAACGUGGUUAACCUCAAAAUGUACAUCGUUCGAUCGCAACGAAACCCUUUGCUUUGUCGUGAAUGGCUUCGACAGAUCAAAUUAGAUUGGGGUCAACUUUUCGAAAAACAAUUAGAUACAGUAAUGCAAAUACAACAAGACAAAGCUAAAUUCUCAGUAAUUGACGAACUAGUUAAUAAGUACCCUAAGGUAUUUUCCAAAACAGCAGGAAAAAUUGCAGGAAUACAGGCACGGUUACAUAUGAAAGAAAAUGCCUCCCCGAUUUUCAUCAAAGCGCGUCGCGUGGCAUUUCCAUUAAUAAAAGCGGUUGAAGAUGAGCUGGAGAACUUAGUAGCAAGCGAUAUUUUGGAAACAGUGGAUACGUGUGAGUGGGCUACACCGAUAGUUGCUGUUCGCAAGCGAAAUAACCAAGUUCGAAUCUGUGGCGAUUAUAAAGCCACAGUCAACAAAUUUUUAAAUAUCGAUGAAUAUCCGUUGCCAUCAAUUGAUGAACUAUUCACCUCAAUGGCUGGGGAAAAAAAAUUUACAAAAAUCGACCUGGCCAAAGCCUACUUGCAGUUAGAAAUACACCCAGAUGGUCGUGAUUAUCUAACGUUGAGCACCCAUAAAGGGUUAUAUCGGCCUAAAAGAAUGAUGUUUGGGAUCGCGUGUGCACCAGAAAAAUGGCAACGGCAUAUGGAGCAAAUUUUGAGUGAUAUCCCAGGUGUAAAAGUGUUUUUAGAUGACAUAAAAAUCACAGCGGAAAAUGAUUCGGUUCACUUACAGCGUUUGGAAGAAGUACUUCGAAGAUUAAAUCAUUACAAUAUGCGAGUGAAUUUGGAUAAGUCUGAAUUUAUGGUAGAUCGUAUAGAAUAUUGUGGGUAUAUGAUAGACUGCAAUGGAAUUCAUAAAAUGAGAAGCAAAAUUGACGCGAUACAAAACAUGAAAAAGCCAAGCAAUAAAGACGAAGUAAGAGCUUUCGUGGGUCUCAUAAAUUACUAUGGAAGAUUUUUAAAAGGGUUUUCUGAGGCAGGCGAUGAACCGGCAGCGGAUGCAGGAGGUUCAGGUAAGGAAAAUAAUCAGGAAGUGUUAGGACGAUCAGAGAGACAAAGAAGGAAACUGGAUAUAUGGGGUUACGAGAAGAUAUAA